Molecule: messenger RNA, 1058 nt
Organism: Pogona vitticeps (central bearded dragon)
Lineage: Eukaryota; Metazoa; Chordata; Lepidosauria; Squamata; Agamidae
Gene: RAC2
Product: Rac family small GTPase 2
Biological process (GO): small GTPase-mediated signal transduction
Molecular function (GO): GTPase activity; GTP binding
Source: RefSeq, a predicted model, not a curated record
GGCGGGUUGAGAAACCUCUCUCUUCCCCUUCCUCUCUAGCCCACAACCUGCUGUUCAAUUCAGCUUCGGUUUUGACAUAGCUGUAGAAGACUUGUUUCCUCCAUUAACGUUUGCCAACCGUUAUCCUUGCCUCGAGAGACCCACUGAAGACCGCAGCUCCCUCAGGCCUCAGACAUGCAAGCCAUCAAGUGUGUGGUGGUGGGAGAUGGAGCUGUGGGUAAAACCUGCCUCCUGAUCAGCUAUACCACAAAUGCCUUCCCAGGAGAAUAUAUCCCUACUGUAUUUGAUAACUAUUCUGCCAAUGUGAUGGUCGAUAGCAAACCUGUAAAUCUGGGACUCUGGGAUACAGCUGGCCAGGAGGAUUAUGACCGCUUGAGACCGCUCUCCUAUCCCCAGACGGAUGUCUUCCUCAUCUGCUUUUCUCUGGUCAGCCCUGCAUCGUAUGAAAAUGUCCGUGCAAAGUGGUUCCCUGAAGUGCGACAUCACUGUCCGAGCACUCCCAUGAUCCUUGUGGGAACCAAGCUGGAUCUCCGGGAUGACAAGGAUACCAUUGAGAAACUCAAGGAGAAGAAGUUGGCACCCAUUACUUACCCACAAGGCCUGGCACUGGCCAAAGAGAUUGAGGCAGUGAAAUACCUUGAAUGUUCAGCACUGACCCAGCGCGGCCUGAAAACUGUGUUUGAUGAGGCCAUUCGGGCAGUUCUCUGUCCACAGCCUACCAAGGCGAAGAAAAGGGGAUGCAGCAUCCUCUAAAGAUGCCAUGUUUUCCCCCCUACACUCCACGGACUGAUCUUUUAUCUGGGCUUUGCUGACGGGACGGAGGCAGGUGAUUUUGGCCACCAUUGGAUUCUUCUCCUGCACUUCCCCGAGUGACUCCACGGCUUUCUUGACUUGCUUUUUCCACACUAUCUGUUUAGUCUGGAGUUGCCCUCCUUUGGCCACUCGCACCUUAUGGAGCACCCAUAUAGCAUCAGUGUUCCUUUGUUGUGAUCCAGUGUUUCCAGCAUAAUUUGUGGUUUUAAAAAAAAUUCGGAAAGCUGUGGCAGUGGCAGGUGGGG